This is a messenger RNA of Ophidiomyces ophidiicola, 1248 nucleotides long. RefSeq names its product Phosphotransferase (gene EPT1). The transcript is spliced from 7 exons. Gene Ontology annotation, biological process: phospholipid biosynthetic process. Bases 1 to 1248 code for a protein of 415 amino acids. Lineage: Eukaryota; Fungi; Ascomycota; Eurotiomycetes; Onygenales; Onygenaceae. Gene Ontology annotation, molecular function: phosphotransferase activity, for other substituted phosphate groups. Gene Ontology annotation, cellular component: membrane. The record is from RefSeq and is a predicted model, not a curated record.
AUGGUAUACAUCCGGCAAUGGAAUCUCAACGCUCUGCGGGAGUACAAGUACUCCUCCGUGGAUAAGUCGCUCGUUUCGAAAUAUAUCCUAAAACCUUUCUAUUCAAAUGUGGUUAUCAAGUGUUUUCCCAUGUCUAUGGCGCCGAAUCUCAUAACGUUGACUGGGUUCUCCUUCGUCGUCAUUAAUUUCCUCACCCUGCUAUGGUAUAACUCGGGCCUGGAUACCGAUUGCCCGCGGUGGGUGUAUCUAAGCUGGGCGAUUGGUCUAUUCCUAUACCAGACUUUUGAUGCUGUGGAUGGAGCUCAAGCCCGGAGAACGCGCCAGAGCGGACCAUUGGGAGAACUCUUCGAUCAUGGGGUUGACGCCUGCAACACUGCUCUCGAAGUUCUUCUCUUUGCGGGUGCCGUAAACCUAGGAUAUACAUGGCUGACUGUCCUUGCCCUUUUUGGCUGCCUGUUUACCUUCUAUGUUCUCACUUGGGAAGAGUAUUACACCCAAACCUUGACACUAGGAAUAGUAUCCGGCCCGGUCGAAGGUAUCCUGGCGCUCUGCUUGGUCUACAUCUUCACCGCCAUCAUGGGAGGUGGCAGCUUUUGGCACAAGCCCAUGCUCCCGACAUUGGGCUUUCCUCAGAUUCCACUAAUCCCAGACCAUGUUUACAACCUUCCUUUUACUUCGGCAUGGAUCGUCUACGGCGGAGUUAUCCUCUUUUUUAACACCGCUGUCAGUAUUUACACCGUCGUUGAAGUUCGACGAAAGCGAAGCUUAAACCCUUGGACACCCUUACUUGGCCUCCUGCCCACUGCCGCUGUUUGGUUCUUAGUCAUGUCGUACCUCUACCUACAGCCUGUGAUCCUCAAGUAUCACCUCGUUCCAUUCUCCUUGUUUGUUGGCAUGAUCAAUGCUUAUUCCGUUGGGCGAAUGAUCAUUGCACACCUGGUGAAAACGAGCUUUCCGUACCACAACGUUCUGCUGCUUCCGCUUCUUCUUGCGGUACUAGACAGUGCUGCAACCCAGGCAGGUUUGCCAUGGGGCGGAUAUCUUGGUAAUAGCACCUACCAAGUAGCCUUCGUUUUCGGAUGCCUGGGCCUCGGCGUGGGCGUGUAUGGAAGUUUUGUCUAUGAUGUAGUCACCACGAUUUGCGAUUACCUGGAUAUUUGGUGCCUGACAAUCAAGCACCCUUUCACCGAGAGAAUGAACGAUGCCCACAGUAUCAUCAACAACAGCAACAAAGGCAAAUCCGCUUAA